This is a messenger RNA of Saprolegnia parasitica CBS 223.65, 2040 nucleotides long. RefSeq lists its product as hypothetical. The coding region runs from base 1 to 2040 and encodes 679 amino acids. Gene Ontology annotation, biological process: microtubule-based movement. NCBI's taxonomy places the organism in Eukaryota, Oomycota, Saprolegniomycetes, Saprolegniales, Saprolegniaceae. Gene Ontology annotation, molecular function: kinesin binding. The transcript has 3 exons. The record is from RefSeq and is a predicted model, not a curated record. Gene Ontology annotation, cellular component: membrane-bounded organelle; cytoplasm; kinesin complex.
AUGUUGCCUGCGCGCGGCCUCCGCCUCUCGUACCUGCGCCACUUUAUCAACAGCCACGGCGGCGAGUCUAGCUUUGCUGGCAAGACGACAGCUCAAGUCUGCGUUGAGUUUGUCGUGCCGCUCACGGUGGCGUCGCAGCUCUCGCUCGUCGACCACAUCGCCAACGACCCGUCGACCGCCGCCUACGUCGCGCCAGCCAACUGGUACGUCUCGCACGCCUGGCAGUACCUCUUCUUGGAGACCGUCGACAGCCUCGAGCGCUUCUUCGCCGACCGCGGUCUCGCCGACGACGCCGUCAUUUGGUUUUGCGUCUUCAACAACAACCAGCACCUCGCUGCGACGCAGUCGUUUGCGAGCUGGUCGACGACGUUCAAGAACAGCUUGGCCACGAUCGGCAACAUGGUCAUGAUCAUGCACCCGUGGAACGACCCGAUCGUCUUGCGUCGAAGCUGGUGCGUCUUUGAGGUCUACGUGGCUGUGACCACGGGCGCGCGCUUUGAGAUUGCACUAGCGCGAGAUCAAGAAGCCACGUUUCUCAACGACAUGGCCGACGAAGGCGCAAUCCAUGGCAUGCUGGCGACGAUCAAGAGCGAGGACUCGGAGACAACGGUGCCGAGCGACCGCGACGCCGUCGACCGGCUCAUCUUUUCGACGUUGUCCAACUGGAUCAAGUCGACCCUCGAGGCGUCGAUCGCAUCGGCGCCAACGCUCGCCGAGAAGGCAUUGCGGUGGCAACAGCUCGGGUUCAUCUACGAUCGCAGCAACGACGACGUCGAGACCGAGCGCUGCUACCGACACGCUGUCGCCCUGUUUGCGCAAACCAACGGGCCCAACGAUCUCGAGAUGCUCAAGACGCAGUCCGCGCUGGCGUUUUGCAUGUCGUAUCAAUACAAACCGAAAAGCGAGUGGGAGCCGCUCUUCCUCUCCACGCUGUCGGCACUGGUCGCGCAGCUCGGCGCGACGCACAAGACGGCGCUCGUCACCCGCUUGCGCCUCACGGUCGCACUUUCCUGGAACGGCGAUCACCACGGCGCGCUCACUGUGGGUCUUGGGACGCUGGACCUCCAGCGCGCCACGUUUGGCCUCCGUCAUUGGCGCACGGCGGCCACGUUGAGUGCGAUCGGCGGUGCGUACAACAAGCUCUACAUGUACCGUGUUGCUGCCCGCUACCUUCGACGCGCCCUGCUCGUGCAAGAAGAAACCUUGGGUCACGACCAUACGUCGACGCAAUCAUCAGCGACGUGGCUCACGAUUGCCCUUUUGAACACGGGUAACACAAUGCAGGCGCUGCCCAUGGCAGAGCGCCUCGUUGCGAGCAGCGAGCGCGUCCUUGGACCGCAGCACGACAAUGCAAUUGUUGACAAGAUUACACUCGGGACCGCGCUUUUCAUGGCGGGAAAGGCCAAGGAAGCGCAGACACUUUUGAGUGCGAUGAAUGCGAUCUUAGAAGGCCGUCCCGAGCUGGCUGCACGCCGGCCCUUCGUGCUUGGUCAGAUCGCGAUUGCAUUUUGGUCCCAGGGCCAGUACGAAGAGGCCACCAACUACUUUGUCCGAGCACUGGACCUAUCGCACCAUAGAAAGGAAACGGUGUGGCUCUUCUUCCUGAUGGCGUCGACGAUUGCAUCCCAAGCCGUUCCCCUCGCGCGCGCACGACAUUAUGUCGAGUCGGCCACCGAUCCGACGCCCGAGACGUGGCCAGCGAGCUGUCUCGUGUGCGGCAAGGUGAUUGUCGGCCGUGUCGUCAUGUGCAAGGGGUGCCCCGGUGGCAUCUCUAAAUUUUGCACCAGCUGCCUCGCGCGCAAGGUCGCCCGGCUCCAACAGCUCUGCAAGCACGACCCGUCGACGACAACGUACACGACGACGCCGCCCCCGCGCCGAUUCUUCUUGGAAAAAGACCUCCUCGAAGCCUCGUACGACCGCGUCGAGAUGCUGUGGGUCGACUACGCCAGCUACUGUACGAUGCACAACGUUCCGUUGCACGAGCGCCUAGCACGGACCUCGGUGCCCGUUUUGAACCGCAGUUGGCACCCCAUGCUCUAG